Messenger RNA from Phacochoerus africanus (Common warthog), 2324 nucleotides. It is a transcript of the gene POLR3G, whose product is annotated as RNA polymerase III subunit G. Gene Ontology annotation, biological process: transcription by RNA polymerase III; cell population proliferation. NCBI's taxonomy places the organism in Eukaryota, Metazoa, Chordata, Mammalia, Artiodactyla, Suidae. Gene Ontology annotation, cellular component: RNA polymerase III complex. The record is from RefSeq and is a predicted model, not a curated record. Bases 295 to 963 code for a protein of 222 amino acids. The transcript is spliced from 8 exons.
AGUCAGGCCAAGGAGGUUGGACCUGUACGGUUCCCGCCAAGGGAUAAAAAGCUCUCUCCCCAGAGGGCGUGGCCUACCUAGCUAGUGGGCGGAGCUAACUGGUGCACUCGGAACGCGAUUCUGAGGCCUCGUGGAGGGCGGAGCGCGCUUUUCCAGAGGUGGAACCAGCACUCGGCGUCGGAACCUUCUGUCCGCACCCCUUCCUUGCCGGCCGGCACUUCGGCCGCACAGUUUUCUCAAGCUUCAAGACUUAGUAAGCAGAAUUUGCCCACUUUUCUGGUAUAACAAUUUCCAAUGGCUGGGAAUAAAGGAAGAGGACGUGCUGCUUAUACGUUUAACAUCGAGGCAGUUGGAUUUAGCAGAGGUGAAAAGUUACCCGAUGUUGUAUUGAAACCACCUCCACUAUUUCCUGAUACAGAUUAUAAACCAGUGCCACUGAAAACAGGAGAGGGUGAAGAUUAUGUACUGGCCUUAAAACAGGAGUUGAGAGAAACAAUGAAAAGAAUGCCUUAUUUUGUAGAAACACCUGAAGAAAAACAAGAUAUUGAAAGAUAUAGUAAAAGAUAUAUGAAGGUGGACAAAGAAGAGUGGAUACCAGAUUGGAGAAGACUUCCCAGAGAGUUGAUGCCAAGAAAAAAAUGCAAAAAAGGCCCCAAAUCCAAAAAGACAAAAGAUCCAGGCAAAGGCACUUCACUCACUAAUACUGCAGAUGUACUGAAAAAAAUUGAGGAAUUGGAAAAGAGAGGUGAUGGUGAAAAAUCAGAUGAGGAAAAUGAAGAAAAGGAAGGAAGCAAAGAGAAAAGUAAAGAAGGUGAUGAUGAUGAUGACGAUGAUGCUGCAGAAGAGGAGGAAUAUGAUGAAGAAGAGCAAGAAGAGGAAAAUGACUACAUUAAUUCAUACUUUGAAGAUGGAGAUGAUUUUGGUGCAGACAGUGAUGACAACAUGGAUGAAGCAACCUACUAGCUAUGAAAUUCCCCCCCCAAAAUUUUUAUGAUCAGCUUUUGAACAUUUGUACAGAUUUGUAUUUCUGUUUUAUUUCUGAUAAGGAAUGAGUAUUUUUGUUCGUGAUUGGUUGGACAAAUACUUGUUACUGAAACACUGAGAACUACUUUAUGUUUACAUGCUAGUUACCUUACCAAUUAAUCCCUGACACUGGGACAUUCCUUCUUAAUUCUUCCGUCAUCCUUCUUGUGUAUUCAAAUGGAUUUUUUUAAUAUUAUUUGGAUUAGAAUGUGCCUAAAUAGUUUUUGCAUCUUUUAGUCUAUGUAUUCAUACCUGAACAAAUUAUUCCUGUUUAACUGCUAGUCUUUUCUAAAACUACUACUAGUCAUCAGAAUGGAGUUCUCUAAUCUGAAAGUCAGUUUAAUACUGCACAUGGAGCACUUUAAAAACAAAGAAACUUGAACAUAAUUUUAUUGUUUACUUUUACAUGGUAUGUUCUGUGCUACUAUGUUACGACCACAUAAACCUACCUGAGUGCUUCUAAGUGUGUAUUUUAUGAGAUUAAAAGUUUUGUGACUGGAAGCAUGUGCACAAGGAAAAAUGGCAAUCUGAGCUAAAUAAAUUUCACAACUUACAUCUCAACCAGUACAAAGACCUGGGGUGAAUAUUAAAGAUGCCUGAAUUGGGAAUUCCCUCUGUAGUGCAGCAGGUUAGAGAUCUAGCAUUGCUGCAGCUGUGGCUUAGGUCCCAGUUGCACCUUGCAUUCAGUCCCUGGCCCAGGAACUUAAGUAUGCCACAGGUGUGGCCAAAAAAACAAAAAACAAAAAUGUGAAUUGGGGCUAACUUCAUACCAUGUAAUAUAUGAAUUCAUCAUCCCACUGUAAUAAGUUUGAUAUUUUUGAGUAGUUGGCUUAUGAAAAACUAGACUAAGACAUCUUAAUUUUGUACUUAAAUGUGAAGUAAGUUCUAGUCAUAUAAAUCUUAUUGCAGAACUCAUGUAUAUGAAAUCUCUGAGGUGUAGUGGCCUCUGUUAUGUUUCACGGGACUUAGCUGUCCAAUUGAUUUAUAUAACACCACAGGAUAAAAUUCAGGUCAUUUUGAAACUAAGAUUAAUCUUUUUUUGCUACAGUUAAAAACUAGUUCCUCUGCCUUUUAGGGAGGUAGGGGAGGAUAGCUAAAACUUCAGCCUCCGACGACUCACAAAUGCCAAAGAUUUUCAAGGAAAGUCUUAUAUUUAAAAAUGAUUUAUUAACAUUAUCCACCAAAAGAAAUAGAUAAUUUUUCCCUCUUGGGAAGAUAACACCCAUUACCCUCUAACCUGAGAAUAAGAGCCCUAGAUUCCAUUUCUACCUUUACUAUUAAAAACUCAACCUUGAAAUUGA